GGAGGGGGGGGUCGCCGGGCCCGGAGGAGACGACCCUGCCCCGCGGGAGCGCGCCUGCCCCGCGGGGACCCCCCCCCACCCUUCUAAAAAGCCGUCCACGCGCGCCCCCUCGGAGGGGGCUGGCGGGGGUCUUCCCCUCCCCGCGGAUGGUGCCGGUGCGGGGCGAGGACCCGGCUUUCCAUCCGGUGCCCGGACAUUGGCGAGGCUGGACGGGACGGCACGACGACGCCAUGCGGGAGAAUUACGGCGCUGCGAUGGCGCCGGGCGCACCGCUCGGCAAACCGGAGAUGGCCCCCCACCAAGGUGGUCUCUUGCCAGGCAAGGGGCAGGGGGCAGCGGAGGCCCGGCACACCCCUGAUGCAGAUUCGGGCCCUCCGGGAUUCGAACCGGCCGCUAAGAGGGACCAGCGGUUCCAGGAGGCAGCAGAGAGGCCCGUUGGGCCCGAAGAUCCAAAGGAUCCAACCAAGAGCUGUCCAGGAGACUGGCUGAUCCGGACGGUGAAGGUGGAAGCUGAUGACUACGCGGAGUGGCCGGCCGGGCUGAGCACGGAGGCGAUGCUGUCUGGACUGCCCCUGGCCAGCGCCUGCAAGUCGGAAGGCCGCAUCCCCGGAUCGGAGUACAAGGACAGAGCCGGGCUGGGAGAACUUUCCGGACUGGCCUUGCAACAAUGGCAAAUGUUGAGUGAGGACAAGUCGCUGGGCUGCCCCCGCUGCGAGCAUCCCGCCGCCCCGCUCGGCGGCAGCCUCGGGGACCCCCGCCCGCGCCCCUUCGCCUGCCUGCAGUGCGGCAAGGCCUUUGGCAAGAAGGCCCACCUGACGCGCCACGCCCGGGUCCACACUGGCGAGCGCCCUUUCGCCUGCACCCACUGCGGCCGGCGUUUCUCCCAAAAGAUCCAUCUGGGCUCCCACGAGCGGGUGCACACCGGCGAGCGCCCCUUCCCUUGCGACCGGUGCCCCAAGAGCUUCCGCAAGAAGACCCACCUGGUGCGCCACCAACUCCCGCAUACUGGCGAGCGGCCCCACGCCUGCGCGCUCUGCCCCCGCAGCUUCGUUCAUCGCCGGCACCUGCUGCGCCACCAACGGCUGCACGAAGAGGAGGCGGCCCGCGUUGGAGAGCUGGCGGCGCUGGGCCCGGUCGCCCCGUCGUGUGGGAACAGCCUCGAGCUCGGCGCGGCGGGGAACGUGCCCCUCUCUGGAGACACCCUGGCGUCCGCCUCCGCUGUCCUGGGACAGAGCUGUAGGGUUCAGGGCGACCACGCACCAGUCAGCUUCCCGUACGGGCCUGGGAUGGAGCUGGCGAAGUACCCCCCUUCCUGUGGAGGGCACACGGAGCCCAAUCAGGGGCCCCUCCUUUUUAAGGCAGAGUCUGAACCGGAGGUGGGUGGGAACCCGGGCGCGGAGCGGGAGGACCGGCCCAUGGGAGAACCCUUUCUGGACCCGGCAGGUUGUAGAGCCCUCUGCGGGGUGCCGAUCUCGGACGGUCCCCCGUAUCUGGAGCAAGUGGGCAAGGUGGAAUCCGAGGAGGAUGCGGGGGCCAGUCAGCAACUGGAAGAGAAGCCGUUCCUGUGUUCCGAUUGCGGGAAAGCCUUCGCCUGGCGGAAGAACCUGGCGUCCCACCAGCGGCUGCACGCCGAGGGGGGACGCCCCUUCUCCUGCGCCGAAUGCGGCCGGGGUUUCAGCGACAAGCGUCACCUGACAGCCCAUCUGCGCGGUCACAUGGGCCUGCUGCCCUACGCCUGUCCCCACUGCGAGCGCAGCUUUGCCCACCGGGCCGGGCUGGCCGCCCACCAGUGUGGGGGCCACACGGGGCAGCGCCCCUUCCCCUGCAAUGAGUGCGGCCGUUGCUUCGCCCACAAACGCCACCUGCAGAGACACUGGCGCAACCAGCACUCGGCCGAGCGCCCCUUCGCCUGCGCCCAGUGCGGGCGCGCCUUCAGCACCCGAACCAGCCUGCUGGCGCACGUCAAAUCCCACGCCGGGCAGCGCCCCUUCGCCUGCCCUCUGUGCGGGCGCGCUUUCAGCCGCAAGUCACACCUGGCCCGCCACGAGGCCGUCCACACGGGGCUGCGCCCCCACGCCUGCACCCAGUGUCCCCGGCGUUUCAGCUCCAAGACCAACCUGGUGCGGCACCAGGCGGUCCACACCGGUCUGCGCCCGUACAUCUGCACCCACUGCGCCCGCAGCUUCAGCCGCAAGACCCAUCUCUUGCGCCACGAGCGCACCCACACCAGCGCACCCUUGCCCACCUCCACCGCGUGGGUGACCGCCUUGCCGCAGAAUUCCUUGCUGCAGCCGAUCGAGCAGCGCCCGCCUCUCCUGUUACCCAUGGCUCUGGAGUCUCCCUGGCAGUGAGGAACACCCCCAGCCCCCCAAAUCUUCCCCGUUUUAUGCUGUCGUCAAUGUAGCUUGAGGUGCCCUCUGUCCUUCCGAAAAACGGCACAUCUUGCGAGCUGAAAAUGACAUUUUGAUAUCCGGGCAAUUGACAACAUUUCGACCUUAAGUUCACGUUUUCUAACUUUGUGCAGACUGGCGGGGUGAGUAGGGAGAGAGGGUGACCCUGUGCGAGUGGCCAGCGAGAGCGCUCACUCCCCCGCAGCUCCAUGUGAGCGAGCGACGGGCACGCACUCCUGCACGCCGCUCGGGCAAACGCUGCACGCUCUCGCCCGCUGCUCAUCCAUCACUUCUGCAGGACCGUUCUUCACUGCAGCGGGCGGUUCACACCGGACUGCGCCGGUACAUCUGUACCCAUCACCGCUUCAGCCACAAGACCCACCUCUGGCACCACGAGGGCACCGAUUGGGUGACUGGCACGACGAGCGGGGAGAAGGGAUGGCCCCGUACAAGUGCAUGCAGCUCCAUUUGAGCAAGUGGCCGGUACUUGUGCACGCCGCUUGCAGAAAUGGUGCGCACGCUCUCACCCGCUGCUCGUCUACCACUGCAGCCAAACUUUCCAAACUGCCCCAGGUGGUUCAUACCAGGCUGCGCCUGUACAUCUGCACCCACUGCGCCCGUAGCUUUGGCCGCAAGACCCACCUGUGGCGUCACGAGCGCACCCCACACCAGUGUUCCCCUGACCAGCACAGGGAGAAGGGAUGGUCCCGUACGAGUGCAUGCAGCUCCGUUUGAGCGAGCGGCAGGCACUCGUGCACGCUGCUCGCGCAAAUGGUGCGCACGCUCUCACCCACUGCAGCCCCUUCCCAAACUGCACCGGGUGGUUCAUCCCAGGCUGUGCCUGUACAUCUGCACCCACUGCGCCCGUAGCUUUGGCCGCAAGACCCACCUGUGGCGCCACGAGCGCACCCCACACCAGUGUUCCCCUGACCAGCACAGGGAGAAGGGAUGGUCCCGUACGAGUGCAUGCAGCUCCGUUUGAGCGAGCGGCAGGCACUCGUGCACGCCGCUCGCGCAAAUGGUGUGCGCGCUCUCACCCACUGCAGCCCCGUCCCAAACUGCACCAGGCGGUUCAUCCCAGGCUGCGCCUGUACAUCUGCAUCCACUGCGCCCGUAGCUUUGGCCGCAAGACCCACCUGUGGCGCCACGAGCGCACCCCACACCAGUGUUCCUGAUUGGCACGGCGAGCGGGGAGACGGGAUGGUCCCGUACGAGUGCGUGCAGCUCUGUUUGAGCGUGCGGCAGGCACUCGCGCACGCCGCUCGCGCAAAUGGUGUGCGCGCGCUCGUCCGCUGCUUCUGCGGCCUGGUUCAUGGGCCCCCUCGGGCUGCAGCCCACAGGUUGGCGACCGGAGCUAGACCUAAUUUAUUCCGAUUAUCCCGUCUCGGAAGGCCUGCUUCUUGUUCUUUUCAAGGUGUCUUCAGUUGUGGCCAAUAUGCACCCCGAUCCCUGUUACAACUGUCGCAAAGACACACAACGCUUUUUUUUUUUUUUUUUUUUGGUGAAAGACCGUGAUCCGCAGAGCCUCCGAAGGGCCCAGACAUGGGUGGGGGGGGCCCGCGUGAGCCUCAAUCUCUUUUUUUGGGCAAAACAUCAAAUUAUUGGGCUGACUUUGGUUUUAAAUGAUAACGGAAACGCUGGUGGGUUUUUUUGGGGGGGCGGGGGGAAAAAAGGGUAGACAAAUCAUUUUAGUAGCGUCCUAAAGGCAAAAAAAUAAAUAAAUAAAUUACGUUUUGUAAUCCUUUCUCUGAUAUAAACAAUAAAAGAAAAAAAAACUUGA
Molecule: messenger RNA, 4170 nt
Organism: Crotalus tigris (Tiger rattlesnake)
Lineage: Eukaryota; Metazoa; Chordata; Lepidosauria; Squamata; Viperidae
Product: zinc finger protein 467-like
Exons: 5
Coding region: 147-2351 (734 amino acids)
Biological process (GO): regulation of transcription by RNA polymerase II
Molecular function (GO): RNA polymerase II cis-regulatory region sequence-specific DNA binding; DNA-binding transcription factor activity
Source: RefSeq, a predicted model, not a curated record